AUGUUAUUAUUAUCGGUUUUUACCGCCCGCGCGCAGUCAUCCGUGUACCGCCCGACCGACCGUACGGUUUUCGAUUUCGCGCGCGCAUUAUCACCGUGUGCCCCGGUACGCCCGCGGUCCGUUGUUGUCGGGAUAAGAAAAACGCCGGACGCGAUGCGCGCCGAUCAUCGUAAAUACGGGACCGCGCGCGUACCGUUGCGUUAUCGCGUUUGUAAACUCGCUGUGCCGGACGUCCGAACGGAACUGGUCGACGGACGGUAUAGAGGAAAUCGCGGACCAGUUACACAGUCGCUGUGGUUGCGAAAUCCGACGGCGGUAAUAACAUCUCUGACGCGGAGAAAUUGA
This is a messenger RNA of Cinara cedri, 345 nucleotides long. NCBI's taxonomy places the organism in Eukaryota, Metazoa, Arthropoda, Insecta, Hemiptera, Aphididae. The record is from the annotation of a GenBank genome assembly.